UGCGUUUUGUUUCCCCUUUCAAACCUUUCUCUUUAUACUACCCUUAUUCUUUAGCCUCUUCCUCUAAAACCCUAACUGUCUCCUGCCAUGAACAAACAAGAAGACAUGGAAUCCAGUGACCAAGAAAGAAAGAACAGCAAUAACAGUAGCAGCAACGAGCCUGAUUCUGAUGAGUUUAAUCAGAUUUAUAAACUAAGCAAUGACUUUGAUCUUGAUCUUUCUUUGAUACCCAGAAGAGCCUCUCCUGACCCGCUAUUGUCUUCUUCUCCAUCACCUCAACUGUUACCUCCAAAUCAAGAAAUCCAAACCCCUGCGGCGACCAUUUCCGAUACUCCAACCCAUUUUCGCUGGCAUCCCAUUUUCGCUGCAACUAUUACACCUCACAUGACGCCUCCUCACGAGGCUUGUUAUGCUGCUGCUUCUAUUGCCCUUUCUUUGCAGCGCCAAAAGGCUUACACCGGUGGUCUCUCUCUCCCUACACGUGCUCGGCGUAACCCUAGCCAGACCCCACGCCAUGGCAAGAGCGAAAAUAUUCCUCCGCCUUUCCCUUGGGCUACUAAUAAUCGAGCCACCGUGCAUAGUCUCGAUUUCUUGCUGUCGAAAAAGAUUGAAACCAUUACUGGUGCCGUCCAAUGCAAAAGAUGUGAGGAGCAGUAUGAAUUGGGGUUUAAUCUGAGAGAGAAGUUUGUUGAAGUCAGGACAUUUAUUGCUGAAAACAAGAGUUCCAUGCAUCAUAGGGCUCCGAGUGUGUGGAUAACUCCGAUCUUGCCUACUUGCAAAUAUUGCAAGCAAGAAAAUAGUGUAAAGCCGCUCAUUUCUGAGAAGAAGAAAUCGAUUAAUUGGCUGUUCUUGCUACUGGGUCAGACGCUGGGUUGCUGUACUCUUGAGCAGUUGAACUAUUUCUGCAAGCACAGCAAGAAUCAUGGAACUGGGGCUAAGGGUCGCGUUCUUUAUCUUACAUAUCUUGGAAUCUGUAAGCAGCUUGAUCCUAAUGGUCCUUUUGAUCGCUGAAAUUAACAAACAGGAGAGGAUCGAUGACAGUUUCUGGAUUCUAUGAGGGACUGGAUACCAUUUGGUACUUGUUGAUGUAAAAUGGUAAUUGCAAUAGUAGCAGUAGUAUGCGUGAGGUAGUUCAGUGUGGAUUCACAUAAGGAUUUCUUUUAAUGGUUGAGCUAGAUAUGCUAUCUUGAAAUUCUUUCAUUUCUUUUAAUUUUCAUCUAAAUACCAUUCUAGUUAUUCAAUUGCACGUCAA
This is a messenger RNA of Hevea brasiliensis (rubber tree), 1252 nucleotides long. RefSeq lists its product as uncharacterized. The coding region runs from base 88 to 1011 and encodes 307 amino acids. Lineage: Eukaryota; Viridiplantae; Streptophyta; Magnoliopsida; Malpighiales; Euphorbiaceae. The transcript has a single exon. The record is from RefSeq and is a predicted model, not a curated record.